Molecule: messenger RNA, 638 nt
Organism: Cydia fagiglandana
Lineage: Eukaryota; Metazoa; Arthropoda; Insecta; Lepidoptera; Tortricidae
Exons: 5
Coding region: 18-638 (206 amino acids)
Source: RefSeq, a predicted model, not a curated record
AAUAGUGAAAAUACAAGAUGAAGUUGCUGUUGCUGUUGUUUCUGGUGGACCAGUCUUCGGCUGUUAUUCACUACUUAAAUUUGACCGAGUACAGCAAAAUGCCAGAUCUGUACCAGAUGGACGACUACGACACUUGUGUGAUGGAGCCGGGCGGGACCUACUGUCUCGUCGACGCUGACCUCUACUCCAACGAACCCUCCGACCUGAUGUUGAUGAUCCAGGAAUACUCAGAAAAUACGAGAAAACAUUACAAUCACACAAAAGUACACCGGGCUUUGUGCGUCCGAAAAUCUUGCAAGGAUUUCGUGAAGAACAAGAGUCUAGAGAACGAAGCGGACCUGAGAUCCAUCCUUGAGGAUUGUGUUGACGAUUCCUUAUGGAAAGGAUAUAAGCUAAACGCCAGGUUAACCGAAGUGUUAUACUGCAAGAGGCACGGUGAUCAGAGGAGUUUUAGCACUGGAGAUUUCAUAAUGGCGGGUGUUUAUUUGGUCCUGAUCAUACUGAACGCAGUCGGGACUUCUUACGACUUUAUCACUGGAGAUGCGGCAGGAAAUCCGUACUUACUGGCGUUCUCCUUCCGGCGUAACUGGCGUAAGUUGAUAGCACCCAGGGGCCUUAUUCCACUUGUGCAAAGCUGA